CAACAAUAAACUCGCGAAUAAACUCGAAAUGGAGGUAGCCACGCAGAAUAACGAUCACUUAAGCAAACGCUGGACUCACUUGCGCAAAAUACUCGAACGAACGGGUCCGUUUUGCAAUCCGAAUUUCGCCGCUUCGUCAGAGACGCUAGAGUUUUUACUGAACACAUGCAAAAUAUUGGUUAUCGGUGCUGGCGGAUUAGGAUGUGAGCUGCUGAAGGACCUAGCACUAAUGGGAUUUCGAGAUAUUCAUGUGAUCGACAUGGAUACGAUUGAGUUAUCGAACUUGAACCGGCAAUUUUUGUUCCGCCGGACGGAUAUCGGCAUGUCGAAAGCGCAGUGUGCGGCUACAUUUAUCAAUGGGCGCGUCCCGGGGUGUGUCGUGACGCCGCACUUUUGCAAAAUUCAAGACUUUGAUUCGUCGUUUUACCGCCAAUUUCACAUAAUAGUGAGUGGUUUGGAUUCGAUCGUGGCCCGGCGGUGGAUCAAUGGGAUGCUUAUAUCGAUGUUGGAUUACAAGGAUGAUGGCACGGUGGAUGAAUCGUCGAUUAUUCCGCUGAUCGAUGGCGGCACCGAAGGGUUCAAAGGCAAUGCUCGCGUGAUACUGCCGGGAAUGUCAGCGUGCAUCGAUUGCACGCUGGAUUUAUUCCCGCCACAGGUAAACUACCCGCUGUGCACUAUCGCCAACAAGCCGAGGCUGCCGGAGCACUGUAUCGAGUAUGUGAAAAUUAUCCAAUGGCCCAAAGAAACCCCAUUUGGUGGAGAUGUUGCUUUAGACGGUGACGAUCCACACCAUGUAACCUGGGUGUAUGAGAAGGCCCAGGAGCGAGCCAAUAACUUCAACAUUACGGGACUAUCGUACCGGUUGGUGCAGGGAGUACUGAAGAAUAUCAUUCCUGCCGUUGCCAGUACGAAUGCCGUUAUAGCGGCAAGCUGUGCCACGGAAGUGUUUAAAAUAGCUUCCGGCUGCUGUGAAUCGUUGAACAACUAUAUGGUUUUUAAUGAUGUCGAUGGAAUUUACACGUACACUUAUGAAGCCGAAAGAAAACCGGAUUGUUUGGCAUGCAGUCAGAUUCCGCGAUCGGUGGAAAUAACGGAUCCAAACUCAAUGACUCUUCAAGAUCUUAUCCAGCAUCUGUGCGAUAGCCCCGAGCUACAAAUGAAAAGCCCCGGUCUGACCGCUCUGUUGGACGGCAAAAAUAAGACACUCUACAUGGGAACAGUAAAAAGUAUCCAAGAAGCUACUAAAGGCAACUUAACAUUAUCGCUUACGGAGCUCGGUUUGAAAGAAGGACAAGAGAUUAUGGUUGCCGAUAUUACCACACCGAAUACGAUCCUUAUUAAGCUAAAGUUUCCAGCAAACGAAGUGGAAAUGUCUUAAAGUGUUGAGAAACUCCCCUAAAACUGUUGCAAAAACAUUGACCGAAUAAAAAAAAAAUG
This is a messenger RNA of Anopheles cruzii, 1437 nucleotides long. It is a transcript of the gene Uba3, whose product is annotated as nedd8-activating enzyme E1 catalytic subunit. NCBI's taxonomy places the organism in Eukaryota, Metazoa, Arthropoda, Insecta, Diptera, Culicidae. Gene Ontology annotation, biological process: protein neddylation. Gene Ontology annotation, cellular component: nucleus; cytoplasm. The transcript has 2 exons. The record is from RefSeq and is a predicted model, not a curated record. Gene Ontology annotation, molecular function: NEDD8 activating enzyme activity. Bases 29 to 1378 code for a protein of 449 amino acids.